AUGUUCGCCAAGUCGAUGCUUGUAGCCGCUUUGGGCGCCUCUGUGGUCAACGCUCAUAUGAUCAUGAGCAACCCAGUCCCCUACGGCAAGAGCACUCUUAACAACUCCCCGCUGGCAGCGGAUGGCAGCGAUUUCCCCUGCAAGUUGCGCAGUGGUACCUAUGAUAUUACCACUGAGAACACUAUCGCUAUUGGCGAGUCCCACGCUCUCACCUUCGAAGGCAGUGCCACCCACGGCGGCGGCUCGUGCCAGAUCAGUAUGACCACCGACCGCGCUCCCACCAAGGAUACUGAGUGGAAGGUUAUCAAGUCCUUUGAGGGUGGCUGCCCUGCCAAUGUCGAUGGUAACCUCCCCAACGGUGCCAGUGCGGCCGAUCCCUACGCAUUCAACUUCACCAUCCCCGAAGGCAUCGAAGCCGGCAAGUACACUCUUGCCUGGACCUGGUUCAACCGUAUCGGCAAUCGUGAGAUGUAUAUGAACUGUGCACCUGUUACCGUCACCAGUGGUUCUUCCAAGCGCUCUGUUUCGGAGCGAACCCCCACUGUCGAGAAGCGCUCGGCUAAUUUCCCUCCCAUGUUUGUUGCCAACGUUAACGGCUGCACUACCAAGGAGGGUGUCGACAUUCGCUUCCCCCAGCCCGGUGAUGUUGUUGAGUACGAUGGUGAGCCCGCCAACCUCGCCGCUGAGGGUUCCGCGGCUUGCACUGGUACUGCCACAUUCGGUGGUUCGGGCGACACCGCAUCUGGUUCAUCGGGCUCUUCCGGCUCUAGCUCCAGCUCCUCCGGCUCUGAGUCAUCAGCUGCUGCUAGCAGUGCUCCAACUGAGACUUCCUCUGCUACUGCGGCCCCGGCCACUUCUUCGGCCCCAACUGAGACAAGUGUGCCUACCGUGCCCGAGACUGCUUCAACGUCCACUGAGGCCGUCCCCGCCACUAGCAGCACCAGCUCUAGCGGUAACUCCGGCACUCAAAGCGGUGCCUGCAGUACCGAGGGAGAAUGGAACUGCAUCGCCGGUACCUCCUUCCAGCGCUGCGCCAAUGGCCAGUGGUCCACCGCCCAACAGAUGGCUUCCGGCACCGUCUGCACUGCCGGCGUGAGCUCUGAUAUAACCAUCUCGGCCUCCAAGAUGGCCCGCCAUGUCUCUGAGAUGCGUUUCCGCAAGCGCACCAUCCAUGGCCACCACGCUUAA
Messenger RNA from Penicillium atrosanguineum, 1188 nucleotides. Its product is annotated as lytic polysaccharide monooxygenase AA11 family protein. NCBI's taxonomy places the organism in Eukaryota, Fungi, Ascomycota, Eurotiomycetes, Eurotiales, Aspergillaceae. The coding region runs from base 1 to 1188 and encodes 395 amino acids. The record is from RefSeq and is a predicted model, not a curated record. The transcript has a single exon.